Messenger RNA from Trichomonas vaginalis G3, 732 nucleotides. RefSeq lists its product as uncharacterized. Lineage: Eukaryota; Parabasalia; Trichomonadida; Trichomonadidae. The coding region runs from base 1 to 732 and encodes 243 amino acids. The record is from RefSeq and is a predicted model, not a curated record. The transcript has a single exon.
AUGUCUGGUGAAAUGUGCUUGCCUACCCUUGAUUUUCAAGAUUGCAGAUUCUUACGAAAUCCAGAAAUCAAAAAUCUCCUUGUUGAGACAAUCAACACAGAGCUAAAUGAAUACUUCAUACUUUUUGAAAUUCCGGAAACGUCAAUUCUUUGCUCCGAAAUUCCUUUCAUUAUCUCGGAAAAACUCACUGAUCCAAUAAAUGUUGUAGUUAUCUUUGCAUAUCAUAGAAAUCCUAAUGCUGCAAUUCGAGGUGUCGUAUACUUCUAUCUCAAAGUUUCGAGCGUUGAAAACUUUGGCACAUUGAUGGAUAUGUUUUCAACAAACAGAUUUUCAAAUUGUACACAAAAAAUUCAAAUUGUUAAAUAUUUUGCUCGCGCAAUACACGUAUAUUCUUUCAAUGAUUAUCUUUUAUUGCCAGUUAGAUAUCUUUAUACGUAUUUCAAAGAAAUUGAUCAAAUUCGUCCUAGAGAUAAAUUGUUUUAUUCUUUCAAAAAAGUACAUCUCAGAGAAGAGUAUUUUGAUCUAAUAUCUUUGUUAUCUAAGAAUACGGACGAAUCUGAAACCAUUCAAACAUUUGUACAAGUUUGUCGUGGUCUAGAAACACCAACGAGGAUCGCACUUUCGCGUUUUUGGGAGAGGGUAUGUAAUUACGCAAAAAUGGUUCUCAUCUCAAUCAAACAAAAAUUUACUUUCCAUAAAAACUAUAAACCAUUUAAAGAUCAUAAUGACUAA